UCCAAAAUUACGAAUAAUGUUAGCCAACCAAAAUAAACUCUUUAUUUGUUUUUAAUUAAACAACUCAAUCAGUUAUUCAAUUUGUUAUUCGUUGUUUGUAUAGUUUUUAUAUCGUAUUGACCUGAAAUGUCUUAUUUAGUAGGACGCUCGAAUCUAUCAUGUUUUUUUCGGUUGGCUUUGAAACCAAGAUUAUUGAGUGGGAACACAAACUUCAUGUCGACCGAUGCAAACAAGGUAGCAAGUGCAGAUAAAACAGAUGAAACAGAGGAUUUGGAUGUCCUUUAUAAAAAAAUAGAACUUAAACUACAGGCUCAUGAUCCACCAGUUUUACAAUCCUACAAGAAAUUUGUUUUAACUGUUUCUGAAGAGCUUGGAAUUCCGGUCGUGAAAGCGGAGGAGCCUUGGCGUCAUAUUCAAAGGAGACCACUUUUGAAAUCGCGUUUCAUCUACAAAGAUCACAGAGCGGUGUAUGAAUUCAGGACAUAUUUCUUGAAUAUGCAAUUCAAACAUUUAACUGGUUCAACAGCAGAUACAUUUUUGGAGUAUAUAGAACGUAAUCUUCCAGAAGGUGUUCAUUUAGAAGUUGUUAAAACCGCAUUAUCGAAAAUGCCGGAUCAUAUUAAUGCAAAAGAAGCUUUAGCUGCCGCUACAGAGUGAUAUUCACUUUAAUUAAAUUAUUUUCUUUUUUGUAUAGUUACAUACAUAACAAUGGCAUUACAAAAUUUCAUUACAUUAGUCAUAGUAAUAAAAAAAUAUACAAAUAUGUA
Messenger RNA from Tetranychus urticae (two-spotted spider mite), 767 nucleotides. It is a transcript of the gene mRpS10, whose product is annotated as mitochondrial ribosomal protein S10. Gene Ontology annotation, cellular component: mitochondrial small ribosomal subunit; mitochondrion. The record is from RefSeq and is a predicted model, not a curated record. Lineage: Eukaryota; Metazoa; Arthropoda; Arachnida; Trombidiformes; Tetranychidae.